CUGCGGCAGGAGCCUUAAAAUAGUCGCCGACCCCCUCGUGCUGCCUGCACGGUGCCUAAACCGAGAUGCACUACUGUCGUGCAUGACUCUAUAUGUAUUUUAAAUCGGUUUAGCGAUCUCGCUGGCGCAUUGUGCUUAGCUUUAUGGUUAAAUGAAAUGCCACACGUCCCGGGUAAAGGUCAAACUUCUUCUCUAAUCCGCGGAUCCGUGCGGCGGCUACUUAGUCUGCAGCUUCCUCCUCUGGUUUACAAAACGUGUCACUAGCAGUGAUGUCGUGUGGAGAUUGCAUAAAAAAACCCCACAGUAUAUUUUAUUUUUUUAUACAUAUAUAUAUAUAAAAAGAGCAGCCAAGCCUAUUCUUUUAACACUUGUCUAAUAUUAGAUCGCUGGCUGCUGCCAAGCUUUAUACGGCGCAUUGUAAACGGCACAGCAAUACGGUGUCUCUGAAGUCUCCUUUCUAGCCGUGGCACAGGUCGUUGUUCCUAUAAGUCGUAAAUAUAUAAGUCGGAGGUACAAGAUAAACGAGGUACCUAAACACAUUCAUAAGCAUCAGCCCGUAUUUAAGCUUAUAAAUACCGUGCGAGCGCUGCCCUUUAAAUCAAGCUCCAGAUGAACGGGGCUGAGGGCUAAUCGAAGUAGAUCACUACGAGUCCCCGAUUGCUUUUCACUUCUUUCUCAGGGAUUUUCACAAAUCUAGGAAUGAUCCUUCCAGUGGCCUGGAACCGGGCGGCGACGGGGUGGGGGGAAAGGGGGCCCGGGGAGGGGGGGGGGGGGGUGAUGUGGGGGAGGGAUCAGAGGCCGGUAAUUUAUUGCAUCGCUUUUAAUAUCCGAAAGGCUGGGUUAUUUGCCGAAGCUCCCGGCGCUCCGUCGGUGCCAUCAGCUCUCGCAGAGGUUUUAUUUUUUUUCAAACCCCGCGUAGCCCUCCCCGCCGGCUGCCGCUGCGCUGCCGCUGCCGGCUCCGUGGCUUGUGCAGUGGAAACUGGCAGGCUGCCAGGCGGAGCUCGGAGGUGGAAAAGAGUAAAGGCGCCAAAAGGGAACUCGUGCGCCGCUGCAAUUCUCCUCCCGACCCGCUUCCUGGCUCGCUGCAGCCGCCGGCCCCGCCGGGCUUCCUCCGGGCGCCCCCCACCCCCCGCCCCUCCACGCCCCUCGCUGAGACUUUCACCUCGAAACUCGCCGGCAGGCACCCCGGGGUCAUGGGGGCGGAGAGGGAGGGGGAAGAGCGGGCUGCCCUGUCCCGGCUGGCGCUGCCAUCGCCUCCUCUUUCCCCCGGAGGCACGGAGAAGUGGAGUCUUCCUCUUCCUCCUUCUCCCUCUCCCCGCGGGCAUCGGGUUUUUCUCGUUUCCACGCCAGCAGCGUGUUAACAAAACUUUGCUGCUGCUGGCGUCAAUGGCUGCCAAAAGUCUGUUGACGUUGCGAGGGAGACCCAAACGUUUCCCUUUUUAAUCAGCUGCCCGAGCGGUGCGCUGUGUGCCUGUGCCUGCCUCUGCGGCGCGGGGCGCGGGCAGCGCGGGAGGUGGGUGGGUGUUCCCGGCUCGGCUCGGCACGGCACGGCACGGCUCGGCUCGGCACGCCGGGGCCCCGCUCGGCAGCACGCCGGGAGGCAGAAUAUAAAACCGUGAAGAAAAGCGUUGAUUUUUAAGAAGACGUCAUGCUUUCUGCAACUCCCCUGUAUGGCAACGUUCAUAGCUGGAUGAGCAAUGAAAGGGUCCGCAUGUGUGGAAUUAAUGAAGACAGGAAAAUUCCCGUUAAUGAUGGUGAUGCACCGAAAAGCAGACUGGAGUUGAGGGAGGAAAAUCACCUGAAUCACAGUGUGGUGGAUGCAACUACAGCACAUCGCAUCGACAGUCUUGCAGCUCUGAGUAUGGACAGGUCUGGGCUCAUGCGAGAAGGACUCAGAGUGCCCAGUAGCAUUGUCUAUUCCAGCUUGUGUGGACUUGGCUCGGAAAAAUCGCGGGAUGCUACGGGUUCGAUAGCCAGCCUGGGAUUUACUCCUGAAAGAAAUCCAGAGAUACAGUUUAAGUCUAAUCCCCCCGAAGCGGUGGAAAGCGCAGCUGUCUCUGGAAAAGCCCCGAACGGCUUCAGUGCUAUAUACAAAACGCCACCUGGAAUACAAAAAAACUCUGUCCCGACAGGGGAGACGCUGGGUUUGGACCGAGCUGCGGGUGACAGGCAGAGUCCCCUCGGUGUCAAUGGUGCUAGUUACCUAAGGCUCCCCUGGGUAAACCCCUACAUGGAGGGUGCAACACCCACCAUAUACCCUUUCCUUGACUCACCAAAUAAGUAUUCGUUGAACAUGUACAAGGCAUUGCUACCUCAGCAGUCCACCUACAGCUUACCGCAGCACCUGGCUUACUCGCCCGUAUGUACGAACGGUGAACGUUUUUUAUACCUGCCUCCCUCCCACUACGUUGCCCCUCACAUCCCUUCGUCGCUGGCGUCGCCCAUGAGGCUCUCGACUGCUUCAGCUUCACCAGCAAUCCCACCUUUGGUGCACUGUCCGGAUAAGAGCUUGUCGUGGAAGAUGGGUGUGAGCCCAGGCACCCCCGUCGACACGCACGCCUACCCCCACAUCCAGAGCAGCAAGCAGCCCCGGGUCCCCACCGCCAAGCCGGCCCCUGCCAACUUGCCAGGAGAUCCCGCACUCCUGCUGCCGCACUCGCCCCGGCCAUCUCCCCGCCUCCCCCUGCCUGCCCAGGUCGGGGAUGCCUAUGCUGAUUUCCACAAACAUUUCCCCAGGAUCACCACCUCUCCCUCCUCUGCUGUUACGCUCCCAAAGCCCUACGUGAACAUCGGCAGUGAAUUUCCACCUGCUCGCCUCUCCAAUGGGAAGCUUCCCAAAGGCAGUGAUGCUGGGGAAGCACCCCUGCCAUCUGCCCCCCAUGCACGGAAAGCUGGUCACGACCGGAAGGACAGCAGGUCUCCCCCACUCCUGGAAAAGCAGACCCCGACCAAAGACGUCACCGACAAACCGCUGGACUUGUCGGCAAAAGUGGUCGAUGCGGAAACCGCUGGCAAGACGGACCACGGUAAGAAAAUUAUGCCAACGGUGCUGGUGCAUGGAAGGGCAGGAGGUGGGACACACUUGCCAGGCGGUGACAUCGUUCAGAAAGAAACCAUCUCUCCUGGGAACAGCUGCCCCAUCUACAGGCCCGAAAUUAUCAGCACGGCGCCGUCCUCCUGGAUCGUUCCUGGUCCCAGCCCCAGUGAGGAGGCUGGGAAGAAUGUCCAACUGAAAAACAAGGCACUGGACUGGGUUAUGCCACAGCCGCGGAGUUCCUCCUGCCCCAGGAUGGGUGGCACGGAAGCAGUGGUUGGCAGUGUUUCGGGGACCGUGUCAGCAGGGGGGCGGCCAGCGUCAGCGUCGCCAGCUCCCAAUGCCAACGUGGAUUGCGCCAAGACGGCCCGGAGCUCUGCAGAGAGCACCGCCUCCGUUAUACAGCACGUCGGGCAGCCCGUCGCCACCCCUGCUGCGAAACACAGCGGUAAGGUGGCCAAGUCCUGUGGUCAGGAAGCCAACUUCAAGGCGACAGAGACUGCCCUGGCCUCCAGCCCCAUCUUCCUGCCGCCCAAUGAGGCGUUUCGCUCCCCGCCUCUGCCCUACCCCAGGAGCUACCUCCCAUAUCCAGUGCCGGAGGGGAUCGCCAUCAGCCCUCUCACCCUCCACGGGAAAGGACAUGUCUACCCUCACCCUGUCUUGCUGCCCAACGGCAGCCUCUACCCCACCCACCUGGCUCCCAAACCCGGCCUCCCUUACAGCCUGCCAGCAGGGAGGGGGGAGUUCAUGGCCUACCAGGAUGCGCUGGGAGUGGGGAUGGUGCACCCCAUGCUAUUGCAGCAUUCGGCUUUGGAGAUCAGUAAGGAGGAGAAGACGGAACGGAGGUCACGGUCUCAUGAGAGGGCCCGCUACGAGGACCCGGCUCUGCGGGGCCGAUUGCCAGAGCUCCUGGAGAGCGGUGGGAAGAUGCAUUUUGAAAUGCCCGGUGACAAGAGCGUGAAAUUGCACCAGAACUCUGGCCAUAGCAAAAACUCUGCAAAAAGCGACAAACACCUUUUCCCGGAUCUUCUGCGAGACGAGCAAGAAGCUAAGAGCGAAGCAAACGUAACGAAAGCCAGCUUUGCUACAGAAAGCAGUAAUCAGACUAAUGACCCUACAAAGCACAAGGUAGAGCAGGCGUCUCAGCACAGAGAUUUUAUUGUAAUGAGAGAGGAGUUUGGAAGAAAUAAUGAUGUUCACGAAACCUAUAAUUUCAAGCAAGCCCAGAGUUCAUCAGUGUUCGGCUUAAGGAAAGAAGAUUUAUCUGUGAGCCAGCCUAAAGAGAGAGUGGCGGUCCAGCCUUCUCCUGUUUUCUUGGAAAGCGUGCACGAGAGCGAUGCUCCAGCUCUGGCUUUUGGCAAGGUGCAGGAGGACGCGAAGCCAUUCAGCAUGGGGACCGCGCCGCCAAGCAUCGAUGCCAGCCAGACCUAUACCAAAGACGGAGCCGACGACACGGAGUCUGCUGAUGGCAAAAUACUGAAACCCAAGCCGUCUAAACUGGCCAAGAGGAUCGCGAACUCUGCCGGUUAUGUAGGUGACCGAUUCAAGUGUGUGACGACCGAGCUGUACGCCGACUCCAGCCAGCUGAGCCGGGAGCAGCGGGCGUUGCAGAUGGAAGGAUUACAAGAGGACAGUAUUUUAUGUCUACCUGCUGCUUACUGUGAGCGUGCAAUGAUGCGCUUCUCAGAGUUGGAGAUGAAAGAGAGAGAAGGCCAAACAGCUACCAAAGACUCAGAGGUCUGCAGAUUCAGCCAGGCAGAUUGGGAAAACUUGAAAGGAAACAGUGAAAAGAAGCCAAAGUCUGUUGCUCUGGAAGAUGCCAUUGCUGACCAAAAUGACAAUGACAGAUGUAACUUUACUAGUACAGAAAACAACCGAGGUCACUUUCUUGACACUCCAGAGGAAAAAGAUCUCUCAAAUGAGAAAUGUUAUUUAGAGAGACAUUCUGUAUAUGAAAAGGCAGAAGACCAGCCAACGGAAGAUUUUGGCCAACAUUCAUGUCCACGUCUGGACAGGAAACGUAAACACUCUGGUGAGAGAGUGCAAAAUGAUGGCAGCCAAAAUGAAAGCUUUGUGGAUGAACUGCAGGAUGAAGUUAUAUCAAAAGCAAAAAAGAAGAAGAACUCCAAAGAUGACUGGCCUGAGAGGGAAAUGACAAACAAUUCCUCUAACCACUUAGAAGAGCCCAAUUGUAAUGAGGUGACCAACCUGAAGGUGUGCAUUGAAUUAACAGGGCUCCAUCCCAAAAAGCAGCGUCACCUGCAGCAUCUUAGGGAACUAUGGGAGCAGCAGGUGUCACCAGAGAGAUCCCCGUCCGGCAAGUUGGGCCGGCAAAGCAGGAAAGAUUUAGCUGAGGCUGUUCAGCCAGAGGCCACUGCAAAGGUCAAAGACUUCACAGAAGAAAGGCACACCAAGAAAAGGUCAGAGGCCAAAAGCAAUAGAAGUUGGUCUGAAGAGUCCCUCAAAACAAGUGACAAUGAACAAGGCUUGCCCGUAUUCCCGGUGUCUCCGCACAUGAAGAGCCUUUCAUCCACCAAUGCAAACAGCAAAAGGCAGGCUCAGCCAAGCUGUACUCCAGCCUCGAGGUUGGCUGCCAAACAGCAGAAAAUUAAAGAAAGCCGGAAGACAGAUGGGCUGUACACAGACGAAGAGGAGGAUUUCCAACAUGCAUCUCUGAUGCCGAAAUACAGCGAGUGUGAGAAGCCAUCAGGGAAACGUCAGUGUAAAACAAAACACUUGGCACUGCAGGAGAGGAGAAGGAGGUCAUCUCUGACAGGGGAUGACACCACAGAUAUCGAAAAUGCUGAAGAUAAGGUAACGGUAACGAGGAAAGUCAGGAAGCGACCGGAGCCGACUUCAGACUGCGACUCCUCGCCAGCCAAGCCGUACGAGCAGAAGCCGUACGAGCGGCUGCCGCAGCCGCCCUCGCUGCUCCCCGUCCCGCAGCCGGCGCAGCUGCCCCUCGCCAGCCCCACCGCGGAGACCACCCCGAGCCGGCCCAUGCCGCCCGAGGCGCGGCGCCUGAUCGUCAACAAGAACGCGGGGGAGACGCUGCUGCAGCGGGCGGCACGCCUGGGCUAUGAGGAAGUGGUUCUGUAUUGUUUGGAGAACAAGGCGUGUGAUGUGAACCAUCGUGACAACGCGGGUUACUGUGCCCUGCACGAGGCCUGUGCCAGGGGCUGGCUGAGCAUCGUGCGGCAUCUCCUCGAGUACGGCGCCGACGUCAACUGCAGCGCCCAGGAUGGAACCAGACCAAUCCACGACGCGGUCGAAAACGACCACCUGGAAAUCGUCCGCCUGUUACUGUCCUACGGUGCUGAUCCAACACUUGCAACCUACUCUGGGAGGACCAUCGUGAAAAUGACCCACAGUGAGCUCAUGGAGACCUUCCUCACAGAGUAUUUAACUGACCUGCAAGGUCGAAGUGUUGAUGACCCUGGUUUGUACUGGGAUUUCUAUGGCAGCUCUGUGUGCGAUCCAAAAGAUGAAUCUGGAUUUGAUGUCUUGGCAAAUCCUCCUGGCCCAGGUGAUGAAGAUGAAGAUGGCUUCAGCGAUGUGUUUGAAUUUGAAUUUUUGGAUGAGCCUCCCUUACCGUGUUACAACAUCCAAGUGUGUCUCUCUCAGGGACCACGGAACUGGCUUCUGCUCUCGGACGUGGUGAAGAGGCUGAAAAUGUCAUCUCGCAUCUUCCGCUGCAACUUCCCCAACCUGGAGGUUGUCACCAUCACGGAGGCAGAGUUUUACAAACAGACUUCCCUCAGCCAGCUGUUCUCUUGUGCUACGGACCUUGAAGCUUUUAACCCAGAGAGCAAAGAGCUCUUGGACUUGGUAGAGUUCACAAGCGAGCUCAAGACUCUGCUCGGCUCCGAGCUUCACUGGUUGCAUCCGCACGAGGACCCUCCCUUCGACAUCCUCUGGUGAACCAUCAGGCCAUUUAAUGUACAGCGCUCUAUACAGUUACUUCUUUAUGUAUAUGUGUUCAAAUGAAAUUGUUUCUGUAAAGAAAGGACACUAUUAAAUAUGAAAAUAUCUUUCCUUUAUAUAAGAGAUCUGAAUUCCAGUUGGAUGGAUUUUGGAAGAAUUUUUUUUUAACUUCAAUCAGUUUUUACAAAAAUUGUUAUAUAAUGUUUCUUUAAAUGCACACAGGCUUUGGGAUAAGUUUGUUAUUACUCUGAACACAUUUUUUUUUUUAAAGAACACACCCACACACAUUGACUUUGUUUCAUGCAAAGCACUGAUUACACAGAACAUACUUUUUCUAGGUGAUGUGAUCAAAGUCAUGUGGCUUGUUUGGGAGAUAGAAUUCGGUAAGGCACUUGGUGAUAUUAUUUUCGGUUUUUUUGUUUACAGAAUUACCUGCUUUGGCCAGGUAAGCACUAUUGAAUAUAAUUCAAUAGUUUGUAAUAUAAAUUAAACCAUAUCCAUACGCAUCAACUAAUUGUAAGAACUUUUAUAUCCUAAUUUAAAAGCUGUGAAAUUUAGUUUUCACACAUCAAACCGGAUUGUUUAUAUAUGUUUAAACAUUUUAUGCUCUUUAUUUAAAGAAGACUUUGAACUAUUUUUUCUGUACCUUGUAAAAUAUUGAAAAACUAACAUAUGUUGAAGUUGCUUGAAACUGUACAUAAACUAAAUUUUCUGAAUUGUGUGUUUAUGUUUGAGAUCUGUGUUUUAACUUUGUAAGUAAAUCUUCUGCCUUUGUAUUUAUAUUUUACAAAAAUUUUCUUAAAGGCAAUAAAACUGUUGAGAAAUGAAGAGGCUAAAGUGACUCCCAU
This is a messenger RNA of Motacilla alba alba, 7806 nucleotides long. It is a transcript of the gene BCOR, whose product is annotated as BCL6 corepressor. Gene Ontology annotation, biological process: negative regulation of transcription by RNA polymerase II. Bases 1649 to 6955 code for a protein of 1768 amino acids. Lineage: Eukaryota; Metazoa; Chordata; Aves; Passeriformes; Motacillidae. The record is from RefSeq and is a predicted model, not a curated record. Gene Ontology annotation, molecular function: transcription corepressor activity; protein binding. The transcript is spliced from 15 exons. Gene Ontology annotation, cellular component: nucleus.